UUAAUGGAUGGAAUAAUAAAUACCCACCAAAUGAACGCAAACAUCUUCUAGAAAACAAUGGGUUCUGAAAAGAUCAAACUUCCCACUAUAGAUUUCAAUUUCACAGAGUUCAAGUCAAACAGUGCUCAAUGGAUCUCAACAAGAAACAAAGUCUUCAAAUCUUUAGAAGAAUUUGGGUGCUUUGAGGCUUUGUACGAUAAAGUUUCAUGGGAAAUGAAGGUAGCUUUGUACAAUGAGUUAGAAAAGCUUUUUGAUUUUUCGUUGGAGACCAAAAUGAAGAAUUAUCGCGAAGAGUCAUUACAUGGCUACUUGGGACCAAAUCCAAAGAUGCAAUACUUUGAAAGCUUGUGUAUUGAAGAUGCUUUUGUUCCUGAAAUAGUACAAUUCUUCACCCAAAUUUUCUGGCCAGAGGGAAAUUCAAAUUUUAGAAAUCUUGUGCAGAACUACUCAAAUAACUUAUCUGAAUUAGACCAAUUAAUCAGAAGGAUGAUUUUGGAACGUUUAGGGAUGGAGAAGUAUAUAGAGGAGCACAUGAAAUCAACGCAUUAUCCUCUUCGUUUUUCCAAGUAUAAAGCACCUCUAUCCAUUGAUAGCAAGCUUGGACUCGUUUCUCACACUGAUAAGAAUGUUUUAACAAUUUUAUGUCAAAAUCAAGUGAAUGGAUUACAAAUUCUCACCAAAGAUAGCCAUGAGUGGAUUGAUGUUGAAAUCUCACCAAACUCAUUCAUAGUCAUCUCCGCUGAUUCUUUACAUGCAUGGACAAAUGGUCGAGUGCAUUCUCCCAAGCAUCAAGUAAUAUUGUGUGGAAAUAUGGAGAGAUAUUCUAUUGCACUAUUUUCAACAUCAAUACCAGGUUACAUUAUAGAGGCUCCAAAAGAACUUGUAGAAGAUGAAAAGCACCCUUUACUGUAUAAGCCAUUUGAUAGUCUCGAGUAUAUAAAGUUUUGUGCUAGAACUGAGACAGGCAAGAAAGCUGAAAAUACUCUCAAGGCUUAUGCAGGCAAUAAUUGAUUUGGUGAUGUUAUUAUUUUAUAUUUAUAGAAGAAGCUACGUUUGUAAUAAAAUUUUUCAAUCUAGAAAGAUUGCAACUUUUUGUUUCUCAA
Messenger RNA from Capsicum annuum, 1103 nucleotides. Its product is annotated as probable inactive 2-oxoglutarate-dependent dioxygenase AOP2. The record is from RefSeq and is a predicted model, not a curated record. Gene Ontology annotation, molecular function: dioxygenase activity. Bases 58 to 1011 code for a protein of 317 amino acids. The transcript is spliced from 3 exons. Lineage: Eukaryota; Viridiplantae; Streptophyta; Magnoliopsida; Solanales; Solanaceae.